AUCGGCAGCGCGGUUACAGAGGAGCCGCACUCCUUGGAGGAACGCCGUCAUCCGAGCCCCUCUGCAUCUUGGAGUGACCAUGUCCCAGGAGUCCUGCACCUUCCUCCAAGCUUCCGGUGCGCUGAGCGGUCAAGGGCCCGGACACGGCCACAGCCAUGGCGGACUCGGUGGUCACACGCACGAACUGAUGGACGGACCUGGCAGCUUCACCGAGCGCGAGGCCUUGCGGGUGAGGGACGACUGGGACCAGCGCGCCUUCACCGUUGGCGUGGGCGGUCCCGUGGGCUCGGGAAAGACGGCGCUCAUGCUGGCGUUGUGCCGAAAGCUGCGUGAGAAGCACAGCGUGUGCGCCGUGACCAACGACAUCUUCACCAGGGAAGACUGGGAGUUCCUGUGCCGUAAUGAGGCGCUGCCCGAAGAGCGCAUGCGCGCUAUCGAGACCGGAGGCUGUCCGCACGCUGCCAUCCGGGAGGACUACUCGGCCAACAUGGACUCCGUUCGGGAGCUGUCGCGCCGCUUCCGGCCCGAGCUGGUGCUGCUCGAGAGCGGAGGCGACAACCUGGCGGCCAACUUCAGCCGCGAGCUGGCCGACUACAUCAUCUACGUGAUCGACGUCGCCGGCGGGGACAAGAUCCCGCGCAAGGGUGGUCCGGGCAUCACGCAGAGCGACCUGCUCGUCGUCAACAAGACCGAUCUGGCCGAGGCCGUGGGCGCCGACCUGGCCGUCAUGGAGCGAGACGCAGCGCGCAUGCGCCAAGGAGGCCCCACCCUCUUCUGCCAGGCCAAGCACGGGGUCGGCGUUGACCAAGUGGUCAAGCUCGUGCUCGACUCGGCGUCGCAGCUGGGGGCGCCGGUCAAGGGCACGCGCUAGGGCCGAAACAAACCCCUUCUUAUCACCGUACGCUCAGUGUGAAGAUCGAGGUCAAGCGCAAGCUCGUAGUAGCCACUAGGACCAAAAUAAACCACUUGACACGGCCGCAUGCUCGUGGUCGAGCCCGUGCUCGACUCGGUGAUGCAGCUAGGGGCUCUGGUAAAAGCUACGCGCUAUAGAGCCAAAAUAAGCAAUUUCAUCCGGG
Messenger RNA from Dermacentor andersoni, 1076 nucleotides. RefSeq names its product urease accessory protein UreG-like. Gene Ontology annotation, biological process: urea catabolic process. The record is from RefSeq and is a predicted model, not a curated record. Gene Ontology annotation, molecular function: GTPase activity; nickel cation binding. NCBI's taxonomy places the organism in Eukaryota, Metazoa, Arthropoda, Arachnida, Ixodida, Ixodidae.